Molecule: messenger RNA, 560 nt
Organism: Closterium sp. Naga37s-1
Lineage: Eukaryota; Viridiplantae; Streptophyta; Zygnematophyceae; Desmidiales; Closteriaceae
Source: the annotation of a GenBank genome assembly
GCGUUGUUCCCGCACAGUCUCGACCAGUCAUGGUGGGAGGCGGGUUGUCGACCAACCAAGCAGUCAGCCCGUGGGGAUUGGGGGUUAGCGACUGGUCGCCGCCUGCUGUGAAGCCAGGAGACCUCCUCGUGAGACAUGCUCGUUCUCAGGCGGCGCCGAGAUGUGCUCGUUCUGCUUCCCUUCUCUUCUUCACACCCGUUGUCUCCCCUCUUAGUCCUCCCUCCCUCCCUCCCUCCCUCCCUCCCUCCCUCCCUCCCUCCCUCCCUCCCUCCCUCUCUCCCUCCUCUCCCCUCCGUCCUUCCUUCCCUCCCCAUCCCGCCCUCCCUCCUAUCUCCGUCCCGCGCCUCCUCCCUCCCCACGUGCAGAAAAUGGUGUGGGUGGGGGGCAACAACGGCAGGUGGUUGUCCCCAUGGGGCUUUGGAAUGAAGGACUGGAAGGCACCCAAGGUGUUGCCUGGCGACCUGCUAGUGUUCCAGUGGUCGGGCGAGGUACACUCGGUGCACAAGGUUGACGUGGCGGAUUACACUGCAUGUGUCAAACAUUAUCAUAUAUGUUAUUGA